AUGCAAAAUCAACGUUUGCAAAGGACUCUGGAAGGACUAGUGGGCCGCCUGGAAAUGGAUGACCCAACUCGUGAGGGAAUUCUGAAGAUGCUAACGAGUAAAACGAUGGAGUUGCGGGAGGAAUCGCCGAAAGCCGGCAAAAAAUUGCAAAAUAAAGUGAAGGAGCAAAUUCUCGCAAUUAAACAGUUUCAG
Molecule: messenger RNA, 192 nt
Organism: Anisakis simplex (herring worm)
Lineage: Eukaryota; Metazoa; Nematoda; Chromadorea; Rhabditida; Anisakidae
Source: the annotation of a GenBank genome assembly